Messenger RNA from Chinchilla lanigera (long-tailed chinchilla), 2926 nucleotides. It is a transcript of the gene Rnf208, whose product is annotated as ring finger protein 208. Gene Ontology annotation, molecular function: ubiquitin protein ligase activity. Gene Ontology annotation, biological process: protein ubiquitination. The record is from RefSeq and is a predicted model, not a curated record. Lineage: Eukaryota; Metazoa; Chordata; Mammalia; Rodentia; Chinchillidae.
UAGUGAGACCUUGUCUCAAAAAGACAAAACAAAACAAAUCAAGUGACCUUUUUCAGGAAGAUGGGUUAAGAGAACGCUCCUAGCCCUGAGCCCCAUCCUUGGCCAAAGCCCUCCCGGGCUCGCCGUGGAGUGACAACGGGGCAAGCACCGAGCUGGACCUGACACCCGUGGGCUCCCCUGCGCUACCGCGACCAGAAGUCCUCCCAUCCUGGGCAACACAAGGAAGGCCGGACCAAGUCGGACGUGGCCGCAACCCAGAGGACCGGGGUUGGCCUGAGUGGGGAUGAGUGGAACGAUCUGGAUACACGUUCCUAAGGCGCGUGUGGGGCAAAGCGGGUCUUCAGACCACGGACCUCGGAAAGCAAUCAGAACUUACUGCGCAGGCGCCGGAAGCACCGCCCGGGCCUUGCAAACCCCGCCCCUCGCUGCGAGGCGGAGCCCGGCGCAAGCGCGAGCGAGGCUGGGGCCUUCGGUGGAAACUUUAUUCCCCAGAAGCCUCCGCGCCGGGUUUCAGGGUUUCCCAAAGACCCGGUUCGGACAACCAGAUACUUGGUUAGGACGCCGGAUAGGCGGGCAGGGACUUCUCCCUGGGGCGGGGCCUUAGGCAGGGGGCGGGGCCUAAGGCCAGGUACCUCCCAGGGCGCGUGCCGGCCAGUUUAGGGUUAGGGUUAAAGAGCAGGGGUCCGGUUAGGCUCCUGGCCUCCUUUGGCCGCCUUUACUCCGAGGCGCUCCUGCUCAGGAGCAUCCUUCUCACCGGCCCUCGCUGAAUCAGUCCAGACACCGCCUGGGCUCCCACGGUGCCACCCAGCCGGGCUGUUUUGCUCCCCAGGAACACAGUGCAGAGGACAGAGGGGCUGCGGCCUGAAGGGGCGCUGGACUGUCCAGAUUCGUGCAAGGUUCAGUGCAGGCAGAGGGGUGGUCACGUGGCACGGUGGCCUGGCAGGGCAGGGGAUGGCACUCUGGAGGCCCCCAGCCUACAGUCACCAGCUUGACCUCGGUCCUCCCCACCCGAGGGUUCCCGUAGGCGCGGGUGUAGCUGGGGCAGAGAGGUCAGGAGCAGGAAGCAGAAAAAAAUGGGGCUCCCUACGGGUGGGUCAGGUUAGCACACGGCAUGACGUGACGGGACGCGCGUGCCUUCCCGACGGGAUGGCAGGGCCGCCCUGCCCAAGCAGGUGACUGUCGUCGGCGAGCGGCCCUCCGCCCAGCACGUGUCCCGCCGGACACCCCAGCCUUCCGCGUGCCCGCGCUCCACCAUUCCGCUCCCGCCCCCACCCCCCGCCUUGUCGGGGUCCUCAGCCUCCGCCCAUGCCCUGGCACCCCUGGACCUCCCGCGCUCAUCCCUCUGAGCUGGUCGGUCCUGGGCACAGCGGGGAGCAGAGGACUCGGGCACCCACAGAGCCCCUGGGGGGUAGCAGAGACCCUGCUUCCGAGCACGCGCAAGGCAGACGCAGCGGGGGACACUCGCAGAUCCCCCUCCCACGUGGGCAUUGUGGGGUCUCGAAAUGUGAGCAGGAGAAAGGGUUUCCCUUGCAGAAUUCUGUGGUGCAGGACCCCUGCUGAUCACAAUCCAGAGUCAACCAGGCGGGGCGCAGGGGACAGGGACGCUGCGGGGGUCCCGAGCCUCUCUACCCAGAGGGAGACCCGGCGGCGGGAGCCGGGCCCUGAGCGGACCCAGGGGCGGUGAGAGACUGGCCCCGCCCCGCGGACCCCGAGCGGGUCCCCAGCCCGCCCCUGCCUCCUCCUCCCAGGACUGGACCAGAGAGGGCGCUGUGGCCACUGGGGGGCACUCUGCCCCCCCAGGUCUCACCGGCCGCCCCCAGGAGUGCACGGGGCGGCCGGGGUCCCCAUCAAGCCGGGCAGGACCAGGAUGCUGUCCCCUGUCUUCCCCCUCGCCCCCACCCCACGCCCCCACCCACCGGAACGUCUGGUGUGACUGGAGACAGCCGGAUGCUGGCUGACCCUGGGCCCGAGGUGGGCAGCGGCUGGCCGGGCCUCCUCAUGUCUUGCCUGAAGGGCCCACAUGUCAUCCUCAAGAUGGAGGCCAUGAAGAUCGUGCACCCUGAAAAGUUCCCCGAGCUUCCAGCGGCUGCCCCCUGCUUCCCACCUGCACCUCGGCCCACCCCCACUCUGGCACCCAAGCGUGCCUGGCCCUCCGACACAGAGAUCAUUGUCAACCAGGCCUGUGGUGGGGAUAUGCCUGCCUUGGAAGGGGCGUCCCACACCCCACCCCUGCCACGGAGACCCCGCAAAGGCAGCUCAGAACUGGGCUUCCCCCGCGUGGCACCUGCGGACGAGGUGAUUGUGAAUCAGUACGUGAUCCGGCCUAGCUCGGCAGCCUCAGCGGGCUCAUCAUCGUCCUCAGGGGCCACAGCAGCUGGGGAGCCCCUGGAGUGCCCCACCUGCGGGCACACCUACAACGUCACGCAGCGCCGGCCCCGCGUGCUGUCCUGCCUGCACUCGGUGUGUGAGCAGUGCCUGCAGAUCCUGUACGAGUCCUGCCCGAAGUACAAGUUCAUCUCCUGCCCCACCUGCCGCCGUGAGACUGUGCUCUUCACUGACUACGGCCUGGCCGCGCUGGCAGUCAACACAUCCAUCUUGAGCCGCCUGCCGCCUGAGGCGCUGACUGCCCCAUCCGGGGGCCAGUGGGGGGGCGAGUCAGAGGGCAGCUGCUACCAAACCUUCAGGCAGUACUGUGGGGCUGCCUGCACCUGCCACGUGCGGAACCCGCUGUCCGCCUGCUCCAUCAUGUAGCACCUACCUGCCUGCUGCGGCCGCUGCCCUCGCCCAUCGCUUCUUUAGGGACCCGGUCCUGUCCUGUCGCCCGCUGACCCUUCCUCGCCCACCAUGGCUUGUGGCCCUACCCCGCGUGGUACUGUCGCUGCAGCCAACUCUGCCAUUAAAACUCUUUGCCAAAGUUUGCACCUGU